UUUCAAUGUUAAUUUAAAUAUUUCUUUUUUAAAAUAUUGUCAAUAAUAAAAUCUUAAGAUCUCAUACUUAUCUAUUUUAACUUGAAUUGAAUAAAGACAUUUUUUAUUUAUUCUGUCGUUGAUAUGAAACGUGAUUUUAGUGAUAAGCAUUAAAGAAUGUAUAAUAGAUAAUGCUACAAUUAUGUACAAGUAAUUGUAAACAAUGGUCUUUUGGGUAAAGCUAGAUAUUGCAAGCAAUUACGAUGCAUAGGUGGUAUUGGUUCGGAGAAGACCUGGGUACAUUCUUGUUUCCAGGGUACAACAUUUCAACUGCUAGUACUUUUAUCUCUACUUGUAUAGGUUUAAUUAGUCUUGCAAUAUUAUACGAGGCUAUGAAAAUAUCUCGGAUUAAAUUGGAACAAAUAGCGAUAUUCAAAUCAAAUUCCAUUUCUAGAUCUUCAGAGAAUUCUUCUUUAUUGUCUGAAAUGUCGCCAAGAUCAUUUGCUUCUUUUUCUUCUAGGAAUUGCGCAAACUGCAGCGAAUGGAUGUUACAAGUACUUCAUUGGUCUAUUCAUACUACCCUUGGUUAUAUGCUUAUGAUGGCAGUUAUGACAUAUAAUGUAUAUAUUAGUAUUGUUCUUGUCAUUGGAAGUUGUUUAGGAUAUUGGAUAUUUGGUCCUGUAUUGAUAGAAUUAAAUAUGAGACGAUUUCAAGAAAGACAAAAAAUCAUUAAGUGUGACAAGAAAUGUACAGAUAAUACUCACAACCAAGAAAGACGCGAAUCUGCUGUUUCUGUCAUCGCUGAACAAUUAGUAUUGGAAGCAACAGUAGAGAUUCAUAUGCAGUGAGAUGUUUAAGAAGAUGGGUUUUGUCUAUACUUUUUAUAAUUUAAAUCAUUAUAGUAGACAUAUAUUUGUGCCUACAAUUGAGUACAACGAAAAAUUACAAUAAAAUAAAUAACAGAAUAAAAUCAUUGAAACUAAUAAAA
Polistes canadensis is the source of this 967-nucleotide messenger RNA. Its product is annotated as probable low affinity copper uptake protein 2. Gene Ontology annotation, cellular component: membrane. The record is from RefSeq and is a predicted model, not a curated record. The coding region runs from base 243 to 827 and encodes 194 amino acids. Gene Ontology annotation, biological process: copper ion transmembrane transport. The transcript has 5 exons. Gene Ontology annotation, molecular function: copper ion transmembrane transporter activity. Lineage: Eukaryota; Metazoa; Arthropoda; Insecta; Hymenoptera; Vespidae.